AUGGACGGGGAUGUGGGGUUCGGCUGGCUUAUUGACUUGGCUGGCGCCAAAUCAACUCAAGAGAAAUUGCGCUGCAGUUGUCGCAGCGGCAAAAGGAACGUGCAAAUUCCACUAAGUGGGGCACCGUCACAAGGCAGACAAGGCCCCAAAAAUAGACGCCGCAACGGCAACGGCAACGGCAACAAAUCGGAAAUGCUCGCUGCCACAGUGCUGCAGAUGCCGCCGUCGCAGGCCCGCGACAGCGGCCUGGUGCUGGGCGUCUGCCUCGACCAGCUGAUGCAGCAACAGCCGCGCCCCGCACCGAUCGGCUCCAAGAUGCUGCCAGCCGGCGCAGAGUCAGAGGCUGCCUCCGAGAAGCAGCCGCAAUUGACAGGCAGACAAACACGCUGCUGGCCGCCGCCCUGCUUCAUGCUACUCGUAUCACUGCUGGAGAUCCUUGUCUUUGUGUUUGGAGGCUCUGCACCGCCGGAGGAUUCGCUGCUCAUCUAUCGACCGGAUCGACGCUUGCAGCUGUGGCGCUUCGUCUCCUACGCCUUACUGCACGCCAGCUGGCUCCAUUUGGGCUUCAAUGUGCUCACCCAGCUGCUGUAUGGCCUGCCGCUGGAGCUACUGCACGGCUCGGGACGCACGGCCGUUGUCUAUGUGGCGGGUGUGCUGGCCGGCUCGCUGGGCACCAGCGUGGUCGACUCCACGGUGUAUCUGGUGGGCGCCAGCGGCGGCGUCUAUGCUCUGCUGGCGGCCCAGUUGGCCAAUGUGUUGCUCAAUUUUGGUCACAUGCGCCAGGGACUCGCCCAGCUGCUGGCGGUUGUCACCUUUGUCUCCUGCGAUCUGGCCUACACGCUGUACUGCCGGCAACUGGCCUUGGUGGAGUUGCCGCCCACCAUCUCCGUCUCCUACAUAGCGCACAUGACGGGCGCCCUGGCUGGACUCAGCGUGGGUUUGUGCCUGCUCCGGCAGCUGGACGGCAGUCUGCGUCCGAGGCUGCUGCGCUGGCUGGCGCUUGGCGCUUGGACAACCUUUAGCGGAUUUGCCUUGGCCUUCAAUCUGAUCAACACGGUGACCGCCCAGCUGCUGGCCGAGCAGGAGGGCGAGGUAAUCAAACAGCAUCUGCUGCACGAUCUGGGCAUGGAACGUUGAGAGCUGCACAGCUAGAACCAAAGACUGAGAACCCAGUCAGGCUCUAAACUAUAUACUCAUAUCUGAAUAAUAGACUAGUCAUUAGCUUGUAAUGCAUUCCAGGACAAUGUGCUCAAAUCAAAAAGGAAAAGGAACUUGGUUCGGGCGUCAACUGAACCCUUCCAAGUGCGCUCAAAGAACCAGAUGAAGACGAAGACGAACGAGCUAACAAUUAUCUUAUGUAAAUGCCAAAAAGGAGUCCAAGCGAAUUCAAUUGCUAAACGAGCGUGGCUCACUCCAGAGACUUUGAUAAACACUUCGAAUAAUGCCGCUUAAGACAACAGACAACAUCCUAUUUAGUGCUAUGCAUCCUAUAUAAAUAUUCCUAUAGCAGAUGCAACCUAGACAUCAAAUAUGAACUGUCAAAUCAGUUUUAGCUAGGCCACAACUAACUGAAAAUUCUGUUUUCAAAUGUUAAUUUGGGCAUUCAAUAAACACAUCAAAAAUCUACAAUAA
Messenger RNA from Drosophila novamexicana, 1632 nucleotides. RefSeq names its product protein rhomboid. Gene Ontology annotation, cellular component: membrane. The record is from RefSeq and is a predicted model, not a curated record. The transcript is spliced from 4 exons. The coding region runs from base 1 to 1137 and encodes 378 amino acids. Gene Ontology annotation, molecular function: serine-type endopeptidase activity. Lineage: Eukaryota; Metazoa; Arthropoda; Insecta; Diptera; Drosophilidae.